This is a messenger RNA of Coregonus clupeaformis (lake whitefish), 1078 nucleotides long. RefSeq names its product TLC domain-containing protein 5-like. NCBI's taxonomy places the organism in Eukaryota, Metazoa, Chordata, Actinopteri, Salmoniformes, Salmonidae. The transcript is spliced from 4 exons. The coding region runs from base 302 to 1030 and encodes 242 amino acids. The record is from RefSeq and is a predicted model, not a curated record. Gene Ontology annotation, cellular component: membrane.
GCACUGAUUGAAAAAUACGUAAAUAUUACCAGCGGAUGGCGCCACAACCCCAUUAUAGAUGACAAGUUGACAACUAGACACCACCCGACGACGCAAUCUACAGCACCAGUUGCUGACACUACAAGGUGGGGGAGUUGGCAAUUGAGAUUAGACGCUCAUUUUUCUGUUGAGCCGAGUAACAUGGACACAAAGAACCAAAGAUGAAGUGAUUGUCAUCCGAGGGACCAUGCUGGCCACAAAGGGACAGAAGAUGAGAUGUCACCGACAUGAACGUGCACGCGGCGCAGAAAUAAGCUGAGGGAUGACAUCGCUGGCUGUCGGCUUGGUCCUAUGCCUAACAGGCUGGAUUACUCUCUACACCCUACUGUGUAACACCAAUGGCAGCCGUGGCUCUGAGUGGAACUGUAGGCUGGUCACACUGCUCCAUGGAAUCCUGGCAGUCUGUAUAACAGCAUACAUAGGCUAUGUGGAUGGACCUUGGCCCUUCACACAUCCAGGCACAAAGAACACCCCCCUUCAGAUCAGUGCUAUGGUAAUUAGCCUGGGCUACUUCAUCUUCGACAUGGGCUGGUGUAUGUACUUCCGCACCGAGGGCCCGGUGAUGCUGGCCCACCACACCAUGAGCAUCCUGGGUAUCUUGUUGACCCUGAGCUUGGGGGAAUCAGGCAUCGAGUCCUGUGCGGUGCUCUUUGGCAGUGAGAUCACAAACCCCCUGCUGCAAGCUCGCUGGUUCCUGAGACAGUUGGGUCGCUAUGAGAGCCUGACAGGGGAGGCGGUCGAUAUUCUAUUUGUAGUGCUAUUUGUGUUAAUGCGCAUAGUGGUUGGCGGGAGGAUGUUGUACUGCGAGCUCAUCUCCCCACGGCCCAGGUUCAUUAUAAAGUGUGGGGGAGUUGCCAUGUAUGUGCUGUCCUGGGUGUUCAUGGUGGACAUUGGUCGUUUCGCCUACCGCAAGAGUCAAUCCAAAUACAGACGCUGGAGAGACCAACACAGACUGGCAACAGUUAACGGACAUAACGGAAAGACAGACUGAAAGACUUGCUUAUCUUCAGAAGAUUAAUAAAAACAUCCAAUGUUUAUA